ACUACACUAGACUGUCCAUUAGCGGAUUAAACGAAGACGACGAUAAAACUUUGGCUGACCUGCAAAUUUCCCAUUCGUCUUCUUUCUCCAAAUCUCGAUACAAUUUCGGGAUUCUACUUGCCGUUCCGUGCGAUUUCAUCUCCUUCGCUACCAAAAUUGAUAUCUCUCAAACCCUAAAUUUCCUCUGGAGCUAAACGAUGAUCUUAGACGAGAAAAAUCGAAAAAAUCUCGUAUUCCUAAUCUUACAGUUCUUUGAUGAAGAGGGUUACGAAGAAAGCUUACACUUAUUGGAGCAGGAUUCAAGAGUUUUCUUCGAUUUUAGUUACUUCUCCAAUGCAAUCCUUAAUGGUAACUUUAAAGAAGCAGAUGAUUAUCUUUUAGCAUUCACUCGUCCAGAAGCAAAUACAUAUUCAAGGAAGAUGUUCUUUGAUUUGUUCAAGCGGAAAUUAUCCGAAGCACCGGAUAGAAGUGGUGGCUCUGAAGCUGUGAACAUAUUCUCUAAGGAUUUGAGACGGAUUCCUGUUUUAAAAGAUGAUAGCUUCGACGAUUUGGUUGAGGUGAUUGCUGUAGAUGAUAUGAGGCAAGGGAUUCCUGAGGAAACUUGUUGCGUGGACAAAGCACCGGGAAGAGCUAAAUUGUGUGUUGAUCUCCAUAAACUAGCAGAAAGCAAUCCUUGUUUAUGUGACAAACUUGAAUUUCCGAGCUUGAAUAAAUCUGCACUGCUGUCGCUUAUCUCCCUCAUAUGUCCAAAUUGUAGUGGGAGAAAUGGAGGUUUGAAGGAAGAUCUCAUUUGCUUAAUCCUUCAAUUUCUCUAUGAAGCCAAGUACAAGAACACUCUGCAUAAGUUAGAGCAAGAAACUAAAGUCUUCUUCAACUUAAAUUAUCUUGCGGAAGUGAUGAAGCUCGGUGAAUAUGGCAAAGCUGAAGAGUACCUGGGAGCUUUUACAGACUCAAAAGAUAACAAGUACUCAAAGGCUAUGUUUCUUGAAAUUCAGAAACUUAUAUGCCUACAAUCUACAGAAUGGGAGGUUGCAACCCCAACUGGAUCUCUUGAUAAUAUGUCGCCGAAGAUAAAGCUACAUGCCUCUGUUGCCAUGCUAGCGAAGAAGAAUCCCGUACUGAAAGAUAAACUCAAGUUUCCUAGCAUGGAAAAGUCAAGACUUUUAACACUAAUGAAGCAGACUAUGGACUGGUGGACUUCUAGUACAUGCAACAGUUCUAGUUCUCUGGAAAAUGUUCCAGUAGUGUCAUACCUUUGUGGCACACCAUCCUCUUUGAGAAAAAAAUUCAAUAAAACAGGGCCAAGGAAGAAGGUUGUUAACUGCAAACCAAACGAAAUCAAUGAUCCAUCUCAGUGCAAUGCACUCGUUCUUCCUGAUUAUUGCUCGGAAGAGAGGGUUGCACGUUUGACCUAUUCCCCUUCUGGAGAUUACAUACUGGCUUUGGCAGAAGACGCCACACAUAAACUCUGGACGUGGGCAAGUAGCCAAAAUGAAUUCUGCAAGUAUACUCCUAGAAUAUUGAAGGAAAAUGUAUUUCCGAAGCCACAAUUACAUCAACCUCAAAGUGGGAAAACUAUGAAAAACGAGAUGGCCGCCUCUGUUCAGAAUUCAACGUCAUGUUUCGCCAUCAAGGGUUCCUAUCUUUUCUCUACUUCAGGAGGAAAAAUAGCAGUUUUUGAUGUAAAGAGUUUUGAGAAGGUAGCUGCUUUUGGAAGUCCUACACCUAUGGCUACGUAUUUUAUAUUUAUUCCUGGUGAUUUGCUUGCAGUUGGGCUAGAUGAUGGUUCUAUCUUUAUCCAUUGUUUAUCCUCGAGAAAGGUCAAAGAAAAGCUGGAGGGCCACGAUCAGAAAAUAGCCUGCCUAGCAUUUUCCCGCUGUUUUAAUGUCCUCGUCUCAUCCGACUCUGAUGGAAAGCUCUGUCUUUGGAGCACAAAGAGUUGGGUUAAGCUAACAAGUAAGAACUCUACGCGUAAGUUUUGCACCCGGUCUAACCAUGAGUCCACCUCUUUAGUAACUCACAUCCAGUUUGACCCAUAUCAAAUUGAGCUACUUGUGGUCCAUGAGGGUUGGAUAGGUAUAUACGAAGCUCGAACUCUUGAUUGCCGUUUGCAGUGGAUACCCGAUGAAUCUGAUAAUGCAAUAACUUCCGCUACAUAUUCUUCCGAUGGUGAGAUCAUCUAUGUUGGCUUUAGAAGUGGAUUUAUAAAAAUUGUGGACUCCAGGACCUUCAUGACGGUAUGUCGAAUCAAUCUGACUUCUCUUACUCAACCCAGCCCCAACAACAUCAGGCUCGAGGUUUAUCCGACUGUUGUUGCCGCUCAUCCUUCACAUCCGAGUCAGAUCUCUGCUGGGCUCAGUAAUGGUAAGGUCAUCGUCCUUCAGCCAUUGUGGAGUGGAGGAUGGGGUGAAGCAGCUCCACUUGAUGACAAUGGAGGUUAUUCUAAUGACUCAGAUCAUAGUUACUGACCAGUGACCACAGAGGUUGUCUUAGUUUUCUGUAUGUCUCUCUGAGCUAACUAAUCUUUUUGUAUGUAAGUGAGAUUACUGCUCUUUUUGUACGUAUGUUUGUCUAUGUAACGUAAUUCAUAAUAAAUAUCUGUCUUUUUG
Arabidopsis arenosa is the source of this 2609-nucleotide messenger RNA. NCBI's taxonomy places the organism in Eukaryota, Viridiplantae, Streptophyta, Magnoliopsida, Brassicales, Brassicaceae. The record is from the annotation of a GenBank genome assembly.